This is a messenger RNA of Sinocyclocheilus anshuiensis, 1940 nucleotides long. RefSeq names its product nucleotide exchange factor SIL1-like. Gene Ontology annotation, molecular function: adenyl-nucleotide exchange factor activity. The transcript has 9 exons. Gene Ontology annotation, cellular component: endoplasmic reticulum. Lineage: Eukaryota; Metazoa; Chordata; Actinopteri; Cypriniformes; Cyprinidae. The record is from RefSeq and is a predicted model, not a curated record. The coding region runs from base 286 to 1662 and encodes 458 amino acids.
UUGCAUUUGUCUGAUUGGUUCACGUAUUCCGUCCAGAUGGACUACGGAAAUGCACGUGCUGGUUUCUAGUUGUUUCUUUUUGGAUGGUGCAGUCGUUAAACUCAGCAUGUUAACAAUUUAAAUAAAACGGGCAAAUCCAGGAUGAGUUAAUUUAAUAACCGAAUAUCGUCAAAGUCUGGGAAUGGAUUUUGGUUUUGGCUGGUCUGGCAAUGGAUGACCUGUGAUUGUUUAUCAGAUUAUUUUUCAUAAUUUAUCUGCGCGCAUAUUGCAAUUUCUUUGUCCAAGAUGAUAACCAGACGUAUUAUAAAAAAGAAGUGGCGACUUGGACUGUCAAUCGCCCUAUGGCUCGUCGGUCUUCAUCUCAUUUGUGCCCACAAUGUGAAGUCACCAACAGCCCUGUCUAUCAAAGAAGGCUCUGCUGAUCAUAGCCAGGGUGAAGAGACACUACUAGAGGAUGAGGAUUCUGAAGAUCUGGAGGUGUUUGGACCUACAGACAAGUGGCAAACUCUAAAACCAGGUCAAGCAAUUCCAGCAGGCUCUCAUGUCAGAUUGAAUAUUCAGACGGGCCAAAGAGAGGUCAAGUUGGGAGAGGAGGAAGGUCUCAAAUACCGGAGAGAUGGAAAUAGGCAAGGGAUGAACACACACAACCCCUCAUUCACGGCUGAGGAGUUGAAAGAGGCUUUGAAAAGCUAUAAAGAAGGAAUGGAUGAUCCUGUGGACACAAAACAAGACGAAGAUGCAGUGAGGGCCCAAUUUCGCCCCAUCGAAGAGCUGAAAAAAGACAUGGAGGCACUUGACAUGCUAAUGGAGACAGAUGUUCAAGUUAUGAGGAGGCUUUUAAACCAAUUAAAUAAUACUAACAGCACAACUGAGGAAAAAGUCACAGCUCUUAUUGACUUGGAGUACCUUGUGCAUCAGGUAGAUAAUGGCCAGAAUUUGGUGUCCAUGGGAGGAAUGCAACUGGUUAUAAAUGCUUUAAACAGUACAGACAUUCAUCUCCAGAAGAGUGCUGCGUUUGUUCUUGGAUCUGCUGUUUCAAGUAAUCCAUCAGUGCAAGUUGAGGCAAUAGAAGGUGGCGCGUUACAGAAACUGUUGACAUUGCUUGCCACUCAGCGACCAACAGCGGUAAAGAAAAAGGUGUUAUAUGCUGUGGCCUCAUUGCUGCGUCACUUCCCAUUUGCACAAAGUCACUUUUUGAAGCUUGGUGGUGUGCAGGUGCUUAGCGAACUGUUUCAAACACCAGGGGCAGAAUCCCUGCGUGUGAGAAUCAUCACAGUUCUCUAUGAUAUGAUCAUUGAAAAGGAGUUGGUAUCACAGGUGGGAAUGGACCUUACAUCAGAUUCCUCUCGCCAGGAACGGUUGCGACAGUAUGCUGAAGUCUCCCUCCUGCCCGUGCUGGUGGAGCAGGGGUGGUGCAGCCUGGUGCCUGUGCUUUUAGCAUCACCUGAGCAUGACAGCAGAGAGAAGGCUCUGCGCACUCUGCUUGCCAUGAUGGCUCAAUGUCAGACUCAAUAUAAACAGAAUCCCGCAUUGACAGCCUCUCUUAGUGAACUGCAAAAACAGUACCAAGAACUGGUGCUCACAGAGCAGGAUGUAGGGGAGCAGGACGGUUACUUUGGGGAGAUCCUGGCACUCGUGGACUCUAUGGUGGUUAAAAUGUGACCUGUAUAAAUUGGGACUGCUGCUGCUUUCUUGGAACACAAUGAACUAAUAAAAUAAUUGAGUUCUGAAUGAUGGAUUUGUCUGGUUGCUUCAUUAAGAAAGUGGCAUGCAAUGUUUCUUCGCCAUGCUAUCAAAAGAAAUGUGAGAAGAGUGCUAUAGAUGUCUGUAUAAUUUUAAAAUUGAAUCAGAAAUAUUAAGCAGAAUUAAAAUCAGAAUUUUACAGCUGUAAAAAUACAGUUGUACAGCUAGAAUGUUUGAAAAUGUUUACAUAAUUAGAA